This is a messenger RNA of Erinaceus europaeus (western European hedgehog), 3819 nucleotides long. RefSeq names its product ankyrin repeat domain-containing protein 26-like. Bases 229 to 3756 code for a protein of 1175 amino acids. Lineage: Eukaryota; Metazoa; Chordata; Mammalia; Eulipotyphla; Erinaceidae. The transcript has 24 exons. Gene Ontology annotation, molecular function: protein binding. The record is from RefSeq and is a predicted model, not a curated record.
GUUGAGUGGCGGGAAGUUGGGUCCUGCGUGCACGAGGCGUGCACGAGCAUUUGUGGUUAACUGUGCAACAGGACCUUAGUGUCCACAGUAAGAGAGGAAGUUGCUGGUCUACGCUGCUACCCGGUAGCAAGAAGCCCGGUAUGGGUUUUCUGUCCCGCCGGCCUGGAGCUCAGUAGGCAGACAGGAGCCCUGGAGCAGCCAGGUUUCUGGGCAUCUGUGGGCCUAGUGAUGCGGAGGAUUUUGGGGUUCCGGAGUCCCGCCCCCAGUCCACUGAUGGACAGCUCGGAGGCGGGGAGUAACAGCAGGGCUGAGCGGGGUGCCGUGGCUCAGCCCAGCCUCUGGGACCAGCUCCGAGACAAAGAGCCCAGCAAGCUCCACAAAGCCGCCAGUGCGGGCGACGUGGCAAAAGUGCAGCGGCUUCUGUUGCUCGGGAAAAGCGACUUGAACGACCGAGACAAGCUGGACAGGACUGCACUGCAUUUGGCCUGUGCCAAUGGCCACCGAGAAGUUGUAACUCUCUUGGUGGAGAGAAAAUGCCAACUUGACCUCCAUGACAGUGAAAAUAAGACAGCUCUGGUGAAGGCGGUACAAUGCCAGCAAGAAGAAUGUGCUGCUAUUCUGCUGGCACAUGGUGCUGAUCCUAACGUGAUGGACUCCUACGGGAACACUGCUCUCCACUACGCUGCCUCUUGUGACAAUUUGCUGUUAGCUGAAACACUGCUUUCGCACAAUGCAGAUAUUGAAGCAAGGAACAAGGAUAACCUCACACCACUUUUACUUGCUAUAAGUGAAAACAAACAGCAAAUGGCAGAAUUUUUAAUAAAGAAGAAAGCAAAUAUCCAUGCAGCAGAUAAAAUACAAAGGCUUUCCAGCAAGCCCAACUCUGAUGACUCAGGAACUACAUCCAAUGAGGACUUCAAUUUUCAAACCAAGGAAAGAACAGCAAAGCCAGUAAUUGGAAAAAGAGAAAGUGAUAUUGAUAUUAUUCAGAGUGCUCCACAAGACCAAAAAAAUAAUGACAAUUUGACUUAUGAUGAGAAAGCACACACAGCUACUAUAAAUUGCUCUCCUGAAAAAUACCUUCAUUUUGAGCCCACCACUGAAGUGAAAGAUCCUGUUCCCGAUAAAGCAGUAGGGAUGAAUGAUGUGCAAAUAUCCCAGUCAGAUUUUUCAGUUUGGAACUCUACUGGUUUGACUCUCAGAGACGAGACUCAUCAGAGCUUAAAGGAUUUGAAAGUUGAUGAUAAAUGUCUAGUUGUAUCACAACCAGCAUCCUUGGAAUUGGGACAGAUGACGCUCAAAAAUAAUAUUGGAAUUGUGUUUCUAUAUGGGAGUGAGACACCCUAUGACGUAUGUGAAUCACAAUUAUCAGAAAACAAAGAGAAAAAAGAAGAAAUGACAUCAGAGAAAGAUCAAGAAAAUCGUGAAGAAAGUGCAAACGACUACCUACAAGUUGAGGAAGGAAAGACAUACAAAAGUGGAGAAGUAGAAGUAUCAGAAAAUAUGUGUGAUGCUGCUGAUCAAUUAAUUCAACAAAGACAGAAGGAACCAAUGGAUAACCAGCUUUUUCCUAUUGUGGAGAAUGAAGAUUCUGAUAGCAGUGGCCCUAGCUUGUAUAUAAAGGAAGGGAAGGAAAAAGAAAGGAAAACACCUCCACCAGCAGAUUUCAUGAUUAUGCCAGUGAUUGAUGAGUCUGAUUCACUAACUUGUAGUGAACUUCAAGUGACUGAUGAUGACAGUCUCGGUGAAAUAGCUAAAAAUUCUGGAAGGACUGUAAAGAAAGCACCUAAUGAAAAGGACAAGGUCAAAAAACAAAUUAAAUUUAUGGAUAUCCUUGAUGACUCAACUCAGUCAUCUGCAACAAUUUCAGAGGAUUGUGUAUUGCCUUACACUAAUUAUGAGAGUUUUAUGUUGCUCAUUGAACAACUAGGCAAGGAUAGUAAAGAUUCUGUUAACUUACUGAAAAUCCAGGAUGCAGUUCUUUCGUAUGAAAGAUUAAUAGAACUUAAAGGAAAUCACUGUGGACUACUUGCAGGAAAAAUUGAGAAAAUGAAAAAUAAAGUCAGUGGACUACAAAAAGAGCUAUCAGAAACAAAAGAGAUAAGAUCACAGUUAGAGCUGCAAAAAGUAGAAUGGGACCAAGAACUCUGCAGUCUGAGAUUCGCCUUGAAACAAGAAGAAGAGAAAAGAAGAAAUGCUGUUUUCUUAUAUGAAAAAAUUAAGGAGCAGUUAAGAAAAACAGAAGAGCAAUACAGUAAAGAAGUUGAAGUGAAACAACAACUUGAAUUCUCUCUUCAAACACUAAACAUGGAUUUGAGAACUCUAAGAAGUAAUUUUUUUCAGGUUGCAGAAAAACUAAAUAAUGUUCAGAGGCAACUUUCUGAACAAAAGAGUGCCAGAAUAUUUCAAGAAGAAAUCCUGACCAGUCGUCUUCGCAAGCAAAAGGAGCUAGAAAUGAUUUAUGAGAAAAUGAAUUCUGAGCUUCAGAAGACGUUAGACGUUCUUCAAGAUGAAAGUGAGAAGCGACACCUUCUGCUGGAAGAAAAAAAUAAGGAACUGAUUAAUGAAUGUAAUACUUUAAAAGAAACACUCCAUAAGACUGAAAAUGAGAAAGUCGAAAGAGAAGCAACUGUGAAACAACUUCAAGAAGAACUGGCGGAUACUCUGAAAAAGCAAACUAUGUUAGAGACUUCACUGGCAGUUACAUCAUGUAUUAAAUUAGAAGACAAGGAGGAUUUAAAGAAGAAAGUUGAUGAUCUUAAUGCAAAACUGGAGACUUCGUCUUCAAAAUGUCUAUGUCUGACCACACAAAAUCAAGUUCUUCAACAAGAAUUACUAUGUAUGAAAAAAACGCUAAAGAAAUAUCAGAAAAUAGAGAGAAAUGAACAGAAGUUGGAAGAAGAAGUAGUCAACCUCAAAAGUCACAUAGAACAAAGAAUGGUAGAUUUACAUCAAGUAGAACAGUAUAAAGUAGAAAUUGAAGAAAGAGCAAGACAAGAUGUAACAGAAAAACUGAAAGAAGUUAAUUUAUUCUUACAGGAACAAGCAGCAUCUCAAGAAUACUUAGAGCAGUUAAGAGAGGAUAAUGAUGCUUUAACAAGAAAUCAAAUAGAACUCAGAAUUCAAGAUCUGGAAUCGGAAGUCUUCACAAUGAAAAAUUCUCAAGCUGAUUCUUAUAAAAGAAAAAAAGAAAUAUAUGUGCAACAAAUUGCAAACCUGGAAUCUGAACUGUCCAGCAUGAAAUCUCGGGAAAACUUUCAUAUUAUAGAAUUGGAAGAGUACAAGCAGCUCUACCUGGAACAACAUCAAGAAAAAAUGUCUUUGGAAAAUAAACUUAAAGAACUUCACAGAACUAAUGAGAGUCUAAGAGAGAUCAUCAACACCCAUCACAUGGAGCAAAAGCAGGACAGGUCUUUAUUCAGCACUCCUCCUGCAAGGCUAGAGUCAUCCUGUAUGGCAAAUCCUAAACCUAAUUUAAUGUUCCAAAGGAAUCUCAGUGCAAAAGAAGACCUGGCGAUUCCUACUCCAAGCCCCCAACAUUCAAAUAACAACAUGGAGAUUUAUAUGACCAAGAUGCAACAGCAGUUGGAACUAAAUAUUGUGAGAGAACUAGAAGAAGCUGCUGCUGAACUCGAGCCAGAAGUUUCUGCGUCCUUCCUUCUGUCAUCUACUAAUAAGUCACACGAAACUCAGGAUCUACUGUUGAAAACAUCACAAGAGUAUGUAGAUGUUUUGAAGAAAAACUAUAUGAUCUGAAAGAUAUACUGAACAAUCUAUUUACUGGGAUGUUCCCAUUAAAAACUUUGUUUUCCCUUCUUA